CAAACUUCCACGCGUCCGCGUGCUUGCCGUUGCAAUAUUCAAUCAUAAGCAGAUGCAGGCUUGGAGACUAGUAAGAGUGUCAAUCUUUUUUGUUUUGAUGAUUUUGUCUGAUUUGUGAUGUGUAUGUUGGAGCGUAACCUCACUUCUAAGGUUUAUCUAUGGAUAAGGGCAAAUUAUUAAAGUAAGCAAUGAAUUAUUAAAGAACAUAAAAAAAAAGAGGAAGGACAACAUUUUCGGGAUAUAAAGUUCAGAUUUUAGUGUUGAAAAAGGGCAACUCUUUCUUCUUCAUCGUCACUCUAAUUGAGUUGACUUAACGCAGUCCGAGUUUGAAGUAUUGGUUUUAGAGAAUGGAUCUUGCCAAGUUUCUAUGUUGGGCUGUUUUGCUUCUGGGAAUCUCACUCGUAGAAUCAAGGUACAUGGUCUACAACACUUCACACACCAUGGUUCCUGGAAAACUUAACGUCCAUGUGGUUCCUCAUUCCCACGAUGAUGUUGGUUGGCUCAAGACUGUUGACCAGUACUAUGUCGGCUCUAACAACUCAAUCCAGGUGGCUUGUGUUCAAAAUGUGCUGGAUUCACUUGUUCCUGCGUUGCUGGCUGAUAAGAAUCGCAAGUUCAUUUAUGUAGAACAGGCGUUUUUUCAGCGAUGGUGGAGAGAACAAAGUGAUGAAAUCAAGCUUAUUGUGAAGCAACUUAUAAGCUCAGGCCAACUAGAGCUCAUAAAUGGUGGUAUGUGCAUGCAUGAUGAAGCGGCACCACACUAUAUAGACAUGAUCGAUCAGACAACCCUCGGGCAUCGAUUCAUUAUCAGAGAGUUCAAUGUGACUCCAAGAAUCGGUUGGCAGAUUGAUCCUUUUGGACAUUCUGCAGUGCAGGCUUACUUGCUAGGCGCAGAAGUUGGGUUCGACUCAGUCUUUUUUGGUCGGAUAGAUUACCAAGAUAGGGAGAAGCGUUUUAAGGAGAAGAGUCUUGAAGUUAUCUGGCGGGGCUCUAAGAGUCUCGGUUCUUCUUCACAGAUUUUUGCUGGUGCUUUCCCUAAGAACUACGAGCCUCCACCUGGUGGCUUCUACUAUGAAAUCACAGAUGAUUCCCCCGUUGUCCAAGAUGAUCCGGACCUGUUUGAUUACAAUGUUCAAGAGCGAGUGAAUGCCUUUGUAGCUGCAGCUUUGGAUCAGGCCAACAUUACUCGAACGGAUCACAUCAUGUUUACCAUGGGAACAGAUUUCAGAUACCAGUAUGCACACACCUGGUUUCGACAAAUGGACAAGCUUCUUCACUAUGUUAACCUCGACGGGCGUAUCAAUGCUCUCUACUCUACUCCUUCCAUAUAUACAGAUGCAAAAUACGCGGCGAAUGAGGCUUGGCCCCUAAAAACAGAGGACUAUUUCCCUUACGCAGACCGUAUAAAUGCUUACUGGACUGGUUAUUUUACAAGUAGGCCAGCACUUAAGCGUUAUGUCAGAGUGAUGAGUGCCUACUACUUGGCGGCUAGGCAACUCGAGUUUUUCAAAGGGAGAAGUGAGAAGGGUCCGAAUACAGAUUCUUUAGCAGAUGCCCUAGCAAUUGCUCAACAUCACGACGCUGUUUCUGGUACAUCAAAACAGCACGUGGCUGAUGAUUAUGCGAAAAGACUAGCAAUAGGCUAUGUGGAGGCUGAGAGUGUUGUUGCCACUUCUCUUGCUCAUCUGACGAAAGUAGAUAAUGCCCUGACUCCAACCUUCCAACAGGCAAACAAUCUCCUUUCUUAUACUUUGGCCUUUCUUGUUUCAGUGUUUGCUGCUGAACAUAAGUUACUGCCCCGCAAGCGAAAUCAACUUAUCCGGCGGGAAAAGUUUGGUAAGCAGAAAGCUAUUAUCGUAUUGGCUUAUAACUCACUUGGAUGGAAGCGAGUGGACAUUGUCCGGCUUCCUGUUGUGAGCGGAAACAUUGCGGUGCAUGACUCCGAGGGACACGAAGUUGAGUCCCAACUCAUUCCAUUCACAGAUGAAUAUGCGGCCUUAAGGAACUAUCAUGUAGAGGCGUACUUAGGUCAUACCCCUACACAGGCACCAAAGUAUUGGCUUGUGUUUUCGGUUUCUGUGCCUCCUCUUGGCUUCACUACUUACACUAUCUCCACUGCUAAGAAAACAGGUGGAUAUUCUAGCAAAUCAUAUGUAUCCAGAUACCCAAAAGGCGAACAAUCAGUUAUUGACAUUGGUCAUGGGCAUAUGAAGCUUAGUUUUUCUACUGAUCAAGGGACAGCAAUCAGUUAUUUCAACAGCAGAACCUCGAUGACAGAACCACUCACACAGACAUUUAGCUACUACUCUUCAUACAAUGGAUCAAAUGACAAAGAACCUCAGAACUCGGGUGCGUAUGUUUUCCGUCCAAAUGGCACAUUCCCCAUCAAACCGGAAGGACAGGUUCCUUUGACUGUUGUACGUGGGCCACUGGUGGAUGAAGUUCAUCAACGGAUAAAUCCAUGGAUAUCUCAGGUCACUAGAGUUUACAAGGGCAAGGAGCAUGUGGAAGUUGAAUUUAUUGUUGGUAAUAUACCGAUUAAAGAUGGAGUCGGCAAAGAAGUCGUAACCCAGAUCUCAAGUUCUCUGAAAAGCAAUAAAACUUUCUACACAGAUUCAAGUGGACGUGAUUAUAUCAAAAGGGUCCGUGAUUAUAGGUCAGACUGGAAACUACAAGUCAACCAACCUGUUGCAGGAAAUUACUAUCCGAUAAAUCAUGGAAUUUACCUGCAAGACAGUAAGAAGGAAUUCUCAGUGAUGGUGGACAGAGCGAUUGGCGGGUCGAGCAUAGUGGACGGACAAGUUGAGCUUAUGCUUCAUAGGAGACUGCUCCUUGAUGACUCCAGAGGUGUAGCGGAGGCUCUAAACGAGACAGUGUGUGUUCAAGACAAGUGUACUGGACUAACUAUCCAAGGAAAAUAUUACUAUAGAAUCGAUCCAUAUGGUGAAGGCGCAAAAUGGCGACGAACUUUUGGACAAGAGAUCUACUCGCCACUCCUCUUGGCCUUUGCUCAACAGGAUGAUGGAAAGCCGUUGAGUUUUGGUGCCGCAUCGUUCUCUGGGAUUGAUUCAUCCUACAGUUUGCCUGACAAUGUCGCACUUCUGACUCUGCAGGAACUGGACGAUGGAAACGUGCUCUUGCGUCUAGCUCAUCUUUAUGAGGUGGGAGAGGACAAGGAACUCUCAGGAGUCGCAAGCGUGGAACUGAAGAAGCUGUUUCCUGGAAAAAAGAUAGCGAAAGUGACGGAGAUGAGCCUAUCAGCAAAUCAAGAAAGAAGUGCGAUGGAGAAGAAGAGGUUGGUGUGGAAGGUAGAAGGUGAAGGAACUGAUGGAGAAGUGAAGAAGGCGAAGAGAGGUAAAGAAAUCGAUCCAAGAAAGCUGGAGAUGGAGCUUUACCCGAUGGAGAUUAGGACCGUGUUGAUCCGCUUGGAGCAUUCACCUUCUCACUUCCACAAAUACAGAUUCGAUGCCUGAGGUCCAAGCAAAGCCUAAUUAAGGAAUAAGUAAGUUUUAAGCAUAAGAGUCUCAUAUCUCCUUCCUCUUGUGUUUUCAUUUCAGACGCUUAUUAAUUUAAUAAAAGGUGAGUUUGAGUCUUGCAUCGAGUUCCACAUAACUUCCCAUUAUGCUAUCAACAAAGAUAAACUGACUUUCUUUAUUGAUAAAUGAUGGAACUGAUUAUAAUUAACAUUUACACAUGGCACGGAACCACGAUCGUUUGUUUGAAUUCGUAGAAAUACGGGUCGUCCAAGUUGUGGCAUUCAGACAAAAACAGUAGAAGAAGACAUGAAAGUUUGAGGAAAUCAAGAAAAAUUGUUGCUGCAAAACAAAAGAGAAAAGAAAGAAGCUACGUUCUUCGCCUGGCUGUGGCGGUAGAAGAGGAGGCAGUGUUGCCUUCGAAAAGCUCGUCGAUGAGAUCCUCAAUGUCCUCAGGCUGGUACUUGAUAUACUUCUCGGUCUGGCGACCAGGAUCCAAGUACUGUCCAAACCUGGCCAUGAAGGCUCUGUAGGCAGGUAUCAUGACCGCUGUUAUAGAGACCCUUAGCUCGCUCUGUAGCUGCUCGUCAUUGACCACCCACGUGGUCUGCGUCUUGUGUAUAUCGUCGAAGGUUGCGUUGAAGCUCUUGAACCUCUCCUUGAGAUUGGGCUUGACUAUCUUGCCGUUGUGCAUGAGCCCCUCGUGCCCUAAGAACCCUAGCAGCUUCCCCCACGUCUCUCUCUGGUAGUUCUUGUGGUAGUUCCUUAGCUCCGAGGACCUCCUCCUGCACCAUGUGUCACCCAUCACCUCGUGUAUCUCCGCUGAUCCUUUGAUCUUCUGCACUAUGUAUCUCCCGUUGUUCAUCAUGAAGAUGCAGCUCAGUGGUAUAUCUUUGUACUGCUUCGACUUCACCUCCAGGUUCCCGUCGAGUAGCUCCAUUAUCCUCAUCAGCUGGCUCGCAAAGGCCGAGUUCCCGCUCACCGCAGGCUCCUCCUCCUCUCGCUCCAUCUUCGAGUGGCUCUUGAACACUUGUUCCAAUGUGUCUUUGUAUUCGCACGAGUACUUGAGGUAGUUCAUGGUGUACCUUGUCAGCGGAUGCACCGCGCCACCUGGCACUGGGGUCUUGCUCGAAUCCGAUUUGAUGGAGUUCUCAAGAUCCGAGAAUAUGUGAAUUGCGGUCUCCCCUAAGUGGGAACGAGCGCUGGUCACCUCGUUCCUCAGCUCGCUGCGAAGCUCCUCUGGGAAGAGCUCUUCCAUAGCUGGAAAACUGUCCCGGAGAGUCUCAUAGAUGUCAAGGAUCUUGAAGAGCUUCUCAGUGGAGCGUUUGGUCAUGGCCACGGCCUCUGCGAAACCCAAGAACUGGAUGGCCAGACCGUGCGUGACGAUGCAGAACAAGCUCCCCUCGUCCCCUGGGAAAAUCUUCUCGGCGAGUCUGAGCUCACCGGGGAAGAAGAGGGAGGAGCAGUCCUUGAAAGUCUUGUUCCAGAUGGGGAUCUCUCUCUCCAGAGUGUCCCAGCUCAUCUUCUGCACCUCGUCGAUGCUCACUUUCUCAAACUCGCAGUCAUGUUUCAAAGUUCGCAUCAAGAUGUUCCUCCUCCCAACCAAAUAAACCUCUCUGCAUUCCCAUCCGUACCCUCCUCCUUUCAUAUUCUCAGCUAUUUUCCUCAGAACUGUAACCACCUCCUCCGAGUAACCGGGGUAUUCGAUCUCCUGAUCGCCGCAUUCCGGAACGACCAUCUGGUCGUGAUCUUGCGAGACCACCGCAUCGUUCUGGUGAUCUUGCUGAUCCGCCGUGCUCCUCCUCUGGCCGCUGCUGUCGUCCGUGACCACCACGGGCAGCUCUUUGAUGACGGAUUCUUGUAGAAGGAUGCGGAAUUCGUCUUCCAAGAAGGCCAUCGCACGCUGCUGAAUGGAUCCAGCGUGGUUGAUCAAGGGCUCAUGAUGGUCCAAACAUGAUUUGGUGUGGAGCAAAAGCCCCAUAAGCUUUGAGACACGAUCCACUGCCUCAAGAAGAGAAGACACCUCUUCGGGAUCUUGGUACCACAUCGUCUUUGGCUCACCAGAGUCGUAUUUGGAGAGUUUGUCCUCCAAGAGGUCCAAGAACUUGCCAACAAACUGUGGGAUCUGAAAGUAAUCAUUCUCUCCUUUCUCCUUGGUGCUGUCUUUGUGCUCCUCCUUGUGAAGGGAGAGGCUUGAGAGAAGCUGGUCGACUUCUUCUGACAAGGAAUCGAGGGUUUGAUGAACCUCUGGUGCUUCUUCUCCCUGUGAAUUAACCUUGUCGACAUUGUUGUCCCCUGGAUCGUGAUCUGACUCGGCAUUACCAACAUCGACACUCUCUUUACUGCUACCAUCUUGAUGCGCAUCAUCUGCCCGAUGAGCAUCUAAAACUACGUCGCAUUUCUCAUCUCCCCUGGAUUUGUCAUGAUCAUCAUGAUGGUCAGGGUCCUUGUCGUUCUUCUCCAUCGCUUGUUAUUAUUAACGUAAAGCUUUAAGAAUGGUGAAGUGUGAUUACGAUGGUGAGGAAGGAGAAAUUCAUGUGUUGUGUUUUUCGUUUAGACUUUUAGGAUUUGUGGUUAGAGAGAGGCGAUGGAGAUGGUCGCAAUGGCUGAAUCGAAGAAGUAGGGGAGCCUUGUUUUUUUGUUGGUUGACCGUUGACUUUUUCUUUCCUCCCAACACCAAUACCGUGUAAUUUCUAUUUUUAACCAAAAUCAAAUAAGAAAAAUAAAACCUCG
Molecule: messenger RNA, 6206 nt
Organism: Thlaspi arvense
Lineage: Eukaryota; Viridiplantae; Streptophyta; Magnoliopsida; Brassicales; Brassicaceae
Source: the annotation of a GenBank genome assembly